UUUUAUUUUUUUAGCGACAUAAAUCAAACUUAUCUCGAUGAAAAAUGAUCCCUUAUUGAUUACCUACUUGCUCUUGUACCAGUGACCAGUAACAGUGAAUUCUUUUGAGGAGUUGUCGGUGCAAUAAUAGAGUUGAAGUAAGAUCUGUUGUUUUUAUCUCAAAAGACUUUUCCCCAUCAACCAUGGUUGCUAAAUCAGAUCUUUUAGAUGGAUCAAAAUGGAAUGAUGAAGACAUUGUAAUCAGUGGUAUAUCUGCUAGACUUCCAAACUGCGAUUCUGUCGAAGAAUUCCAGAGUAAACUUCUAUCAAAGAUCGAUUUAAUCACUGAUGAACCGAGACGAUUCCAAAAUGGGUUGUAUGGAGCUAUCAAACGUUACGGAUUACUUAAAGAUUUAUCGAAAUUUGACGCCAAAUUCUUCAACAUACAUCCAAAACAAGCUGAACGUAUGGAUCCUCAAAUUCGAGGUUUACUGGAAGUUGCAUUUGAAGCGACCGUCGAUGCAGGUUUACAUCCGGAGGAUUUGAAAGGGAGUAAGACUGGGGUUGUGGUUGGAAUUGCGUCUAGUGAAACGCAAGAUAAAUGGUCACAAAUGCCGGAUAAAAUUAAUGGUUUCGAAUAUACCGGAUGUACAAGAACAAUGUUCGCUAAUCGUGUUUCUUAUAUGCUGGAUUUAAAAGGUCCUAGUUAUUCGAUCGAUACGGCCUCUUCAACAACAUUAGUUGCUUUUCAACAAGCCUAUGAUAUGAUCAAAGAUGGAGUUUGUGAGGCAUGUUUUGUAUGCGGUACUGAUUUAGUUUUGAAUCCUUGCGUUUGCCUAAUGUUCCAGUGUCUUAAUAUGUUAUCGCCUGAAGGGAAAUGUAAAGCUUUUGAUAUCAGUGGGGAUGGCUACGUCCGCAGUGAAGGCGUUGUGGCAGUUUUAUUGCAGAAAGCCAAGAGUGCUAAACGAGUAUACGCCCAAGUUUUGGCCGCAGGUAGUAAUUGUGACGGUUAUAAAGAUGAAGGUAUUACAUUUCCAUCGGGUCCACAACAAGUCAAAUUAUUCCGAAGAGUUGCACAGCUUGCUAAUAUUGACCCAUCUACAAUCGACUUUAUGGAAGCUCACGGAUCAGCCACCAGGGUCGGUGAUCCACAAGAGAUGAACGCAGUCACGGAAGUUUUUUGUAAAAACAGAAAAGAACCAUUACGUACAGGAUCCAUCAAAUCUAACAUGGGCCAUGCUGAGCCAGCUAGUGCUUUAUCCGCAGUCAUCAAAGUAUGCGUUGCGAUGGAAUGUGGAAUUUUACCUCCUAAUUUACAUUACAAUGUUCCAAACCCCGAUAUACCCGCGUUAUUAGAUGGACGCCUUAAAGUAAUUACAGAACCUACUCCAUGGGAUGGUGGAUUAGUUGCUGUAAAUUCUUUCGGUGUAGGGGGAGCAAAUGGUCACGCAUUGCUCUUAUCCAAUAAGAAAGUGAAGCAAAAUUUCUAUGAUAAUAUUCCAAGACUUGUAUGCGUUUCUGGAGUUACUGAAAGUGCAGUUGAAACUAUGUUUCAAAAGUUAUCUUCAUUGCCAAAAGAUCCUGAAUUAUAUGCCCUUUUGAAUAACAUAUUCAGAAAGAAUAUUAGAGGUCAUGAUUUUCGUGGAUAUGUGAUAUUGGGUGGAAACGGAGAUAAAGAAAUAAAACAAAUCCAGAGAUAUUCUGAACAAAAACUGUGUUUAAUUUUACCCGGUAUUGAAGCGGAAUGGAAACCUACUGGAUCAGAUUUAUUCAAUAUAAUCGAAUUCCAAAAUUCGAUCAAUAACUGCCAAAAUGUUCUAAAAACAGUAGUAAAUAAAAUAGACUUGAGAAAAAUUUUAGAAACGUUGAAUACUGAAAAAUCAUUGCUCAAUGUGAUUCUUGGAAUAACAGCUUUACAAAUCGGUACAAUUGAUGUGCUGAAAUCCCUCAAUUUGGAAAUAGAUUUCAUAAUUGGUUUAAACAUCGGAGAGAUUGCUGCCGGGUAUGCAAAUGGAUGUUACACUUUACAGCAAGCUGUUCUAUCAGCUUUUCAUAUCGGAUCUUUAUUACAACGUUUUAACUAUCCGUCAACAAUUAUUAAAGCCGAUGUUCCAUGGAAUAAAUACCUCCCUCCUGCUGACAGUUAUGUUUUCGCCAAAAUAUCUUCACAGUGCACCUAUUUUUCCGGUCCGAAACAAUCUAUCGAUAAUUUCAACAAAACUUUAAGUUCAAGAGGAGUCAACGUGAAAGAAAUCGGCUCAAAUCCUGUAGACAUUAUUGGAAUUCUAAAAUCAUCGAAGAAUAUCUCAAAACUCACAGACGAUUUACAACUGGUUUUGUCAAAUGCUACACUACCCUCCAAAAAAUGGCUCACAUUUGCUGCUUGCGAAUCUUCGACCGUUGCUUCAUAUUUAAUUUCCAGUUUAACUUCUGCUUCUCCAAUUCAAAAAGCACUUUAUCUGGAAGAUUUUUCAUUUGGUCUAGAAGUCGGUUUCAGCGGCGAUAUUGAAGUGCUCAAAACACCGAAAAUUCCUGCCUUAUCAUUAUUUAAUGGACAAGCUGAUGCCUACAGUUUCGUGUCAUCAAUCGGAAAGAUAUUUAAUGUAGGAUUCCAACCACAAAUUCAAAAUCUAUACCCAAAAAUAGAAUUUCCAGUUUCACAUAAGACACCUAUGAUUCAGUCAAUGAUUGAAUGGGAUCAUUCAGUAAACUGGAAUGUGGUGUCAUUUGCUCCGAAAGAUAACAGAACAGCUGGUGAAAUAGAAGUUGUGGUGGACUUUGACAAAGAAGAAUUCAAAUUUUUACCUGAAAAUUAUCUAAAUAACAACGAAUUGUUUCCCAAAUCAUUCUACAUUACGUUAUUGUGGAGAGCUUUCAGUCGUUUGCAAGUGAAACCGAUUUCAGAGAUUCCCCUGGUCGUAGAAAACGUAUCUUUUGUCCGCGAAACUGUUAUUCCAGAUGAUGGUCAUGUUACGUUCUUUGUGAAUAUUAUGAAUACAACUAACAAAUUUGAAAUUUUUGAAAGUGGCAGUAUUGUUGCUAGUGGUCAUGCGUACAUACCACCAAAUGUGACGAAAGAAUUUCUGCCAAAGAAAAUUUUCCAGCAAAAUUCAUCGAACAAUUCUACUAGUGAAAUUUUCAAAACUGAUAUCUACAACGAUCUUAGUGCCAAGCACUAUAAUUUUAAUGAAGUGUUCCAGUCCCUGAAAGCAGUAAAUUAUCAAAAUAACUCAUGCAAAGUUACGCCGUCAAACUGGAAUUCAUUAUUAGAAUCUGCUCUGCAAUUCUCCAUAUUAUCGACAGAAUUCGCUGAGAAUAGUUACUCGGUGGUUUCCUUCAUCAGGAAAAUUGUUCUUGAUCCAACCAACUUCAAAAAUAACGAAGAAAUUAUUGUUAAACAUAACAACGCUUAUAACGUUUUCAACUCGGACUGCAUGGAAAUCAGAGAUAUUAAAAUCAAAACUCUAGCUUGUACGUCUGGCACUCAGCCGAAAUUAGAAGCUUAUAAAUUCGUACCUUUUGUUGGCAUGAAGCUUCAAAACGCUUGCGAUAUCAGUUUACAAAUCGCCCUUGAAAACUGGUGCGGACAAAGUGAAUUAAAAGUUGCUGAAUUAAGCUCAUACAAUACAUUCGAGUCUUUACUAUCGCCUAAAAUAGUGAAUGGAAAUCCUACAACUUCCAUUGAUAUCACAGUUUAUUCUUCGGAGCCUUUAGACAACACAGAAAAAUUGGAAAAUAAUAAUAUAAAAACUGUGUGCAAAGAUUUGACCCUCGAAUCAGUCGAUACAAAUUGCCACAUUGUAAUUGCAUCCAAUGUGCUCAGCAACUCUAAUUUAUUCGAAAACGUUAUUCAAGCUGUCAGAGCAGGAGGUUGUGUUGUACUGCAAGAAGAUAUUCAAGAGAAUGUCAAUGUUGUCGAAGACACAGAAUUAAAAUUGGUGUCUUAUUUAACGUUCCAAGAUAAAGCUUACAUCGUUCUAAAAAAAGCCAAUUUGUGGGCCGAUAAAAUGCCCUAUGUGGUUACAGUAUCAAAUGACUCGUUAGAUUGGAUUAAGAAAGUCCAACAAAUACCCGAUCAAUUAACCGAUAAUGUUUUAAUUAUCGCCAGAGGAGUUGAAACCUAUAAUGUUCUGAACUUUACCAAGAGUGUGAAAGCUGAAGUUAAAAACAAAAAUAUAAGCAUAGUUAUCAUCGAAGAUGAAACAGCUCCCAUGUUUUCUGUAACCUGCGAAAUGUAUCAUGUUCACUUGAAAAGUAACUACCCUGUGAACGUUUUCAAAAAUGGUACUUGGGGAACAUACGUAUACCUUCCUUUAUCGAAUGAUUACUACGUGCCUUGUGAUAAUGUUUAUGCGGGAUUCGAUUUCGAUAAAGAUCCUACAAGCAUUUCUUGGAUAAAAAACAUAAAUUACGCUUCCAAAAGUUCCAAAAAUAAUAAGAAUAUUUGUUGCGAGAUUUAUAGCGCUUCGCUGGAUUUACAGAGUCAAGCAUUGGUAAAAGGGAAAUUCGCAGAUGUCACGGCCGAAUCAAAACUCGGUUUAGAAUUUUCUGGAUACAAUGGUAAAGAAAAAAUCUUCGGUUUAGUGAAAGAAGGAGCCAUUGCCUCAAAUGUAAUUGCUAACGAUAACUUUGUAUGGAAUGUACCUAAAAAUUGGACUAUGGAAGAAGCAGCAACAGUUCCAUUUGCUUACGUCUUAGCUUAUUAUUCUUUAUGCUUACGAAGCGGUAUUGAGAAAGGAAAUUCUGUAUUGAUUAUUGGUGCAAACAGCAUCGCUAUAGCGUCACUCUACAUCGCUCUACAAUAUCAGCUCAACCCAUUCGUAUUAUUAACAGAUAAAUCACAAAAGUUACUCUUGAAGAAAUUAUUCCCUCAAAUUAAAGACACGCAAUUCCUCGUAUCACAAAAUGACAACUUUUACGUGCAACUAUUGCAAAAAACAGACAAUACAGGUGUCAACAUUUUGUUUGAUACUACGUUCAAUCGUGCUUAUAACGUACGAUCGUACAUUAAUUCGCUAUCUCCAAAGGGCAAACUGGUGUACUUUGAUAACGACAGCGUUUCUGAAGAAAAUUUUGGUUCCAGCGGCAAUAUGAGAUGUUUAACUUGCCAUCGUAUAACAGUUUCACGCAUAUUUGAUAAUGAUUCUGUAAUCAAACAAAUCAGCGACUUGAUGCAGAAUGGUUUGAAAUCUGGUGCCAUUCAACCCUUACCUUACACUUCAUUUGCUGGAGAUGAAUUACAAACAGCUUUAAGUCACUCAUAUGAAGGCAAUAACAUGUAUAAAACAAUAAUCAACGUUAAUUUUGAUAAAAAUUCAACGAAUACUUGCGCUAAAAUUUUCAACGCCAAACCAAGAGCUUACUUCGAUAAUUCGAAAUCUUACAUUGUUUUAGGAGGAACCACUGGAUUUGGUUUAUAUGUCACAAACUGGAUGAUUUCUCAUGGCGUUAAAAACGUAGUUCUCGUUUCGCUAGAAACCGUCGAGUCAGAAUCAGAACAUUUGAAAGAAAUCUACUUGCAUAAAUGGAAAUCUUUAAACGCUUCCGUGAUCACUUUGAAAUCGAAUGAUUUGAAUUUAAAAACAUGUGAAAAUAUUUUGAAGAAAGCUCAACAACUAGGUCCAAUCGAAGGAGUAUUUGAUUUUACCGCAUCCAAAGUUUUGGAAAAUAAAUCGAUCGACGCUUUGAACGAAAAUGACUUGAAAAAUAUAAAAGAUUACAAAAUCGAUUUCCUCAAAAACAUGGACACCCUAACACGAAAAAUUGGCCAAAAUUUGAAGUAUUUCGUUUCAUUUUCAGCAGUUGAAUUUUUAUACGGUGAUAAAGGUUAUGGCCUUAAUAGCUACAUUAAUGGGUUAAUACAAAAUGUAAUGAGAAAACGAAAAGAUACUGGUUUGUGUGCUACUUUGAUCCAUUGGGGAAACAUAGGAGAACUGGAAAAACAAAUUUUAUACGAGAAUACUAAAUCCAUAAAUUUGGCUUUCCAACCAGUCAAUUCUUGCCUGAAAACAUUGCACAAAUUUUUGGAAAAUUCUGAAAUGAUUCUGUCGUCUUACAUAAUUAACGAAAGAAGUGGAGUUGAAACGUACUCGAAAGCCGAUGCUAUUGUUGAAGGAGUUGCUAAAUUCUUAGGUAUCAAAAACCCAAGCAGUAUUCUACCAACACUGACCAUGUUGGAAUUGGGCUUGGAUUCUUUGAUAGGAACGGAUAUACAACAAUUCAUGGAAAUAAACUACGGCGUCACAUUAAGCACCCAAGAAGUCAGAGAACUAACGUUUGAAAAAUUGAGAAAUUUGGGCGAUUCUUUAUAGAUAAUGUUAGUCAAUUAUUUACCUAUUUAUAUAUUUUGUGUGGCAGUAAAAAAAAAAAAAAAUGUUAAUUCAGUAAUAUUGCCUAAAGAAUACUCAAUAUUGUACUUCGGGUAGGUAUGGUAGUUGUAUAGCAUUAAGAUGCUUUCCUUAUUAAAUAAAUGUUAGAAAAUGUUAUAAUAAAGGUAUUCUCUUUUUA
This is a messenger RNA of Planococcus citri (citrus mealybug), 6486 nucleotides long. Its product is annotated as fatty acid synthase-like. NCBI's taxonomy places the organism in Eukaryota, Metazoa, Arthropoda, Insecta, Hemiptera, Pseudococcidae. Bases 183 to 6290 code for a protein of 2035 amino acids. Gene Ontology annotation, biological process: fatty acid biosynthetic process. Gene Ontology annotation, molecular function: phosphopantetheine binding; fatty acid synthase activity; oxidoreductase activity. The transcript has 34 exons. The record is from RefSeq and is a predicted model, not a curated record.